Messenger RNA from Thunnus maccoyii (southern bluefin tuna), 3429 nucleotides. It is a transcript of the gene wrap53, whose product is annotated as WD repeat containing, antisense to TP53. The transcript has 11 exons. Bases 396 to 2030 code for a protein of 544 amino acids. Gene Ontology annotation, molecular function: RNA binding; protein binding. Gene Ontology annotation, cellular component: Cajal body. Gene Ontology annotation, biological process: Cajal body organization. NCBI's taxonomy places the organism in Eukaryota, Metazoa, Chordata, Actinopteri, Scombriformes, Scombridae. The record is from RefSeq and is a predicted model, not a curated record.
UGAGACGUCAUCGGCGCAGAUCUCGCGAUAGUUGGGAAACACAUGGCCGCCCUCGGUGUUUACAACUUCUCGUGAUGAGCUGGUGAAUUGAAACACGAAAGUGUCGGAAGCGAAAGGAACGUGGAGUAUUCUUGUGUAUUAUUCAUGCUCUCCGACUUUGCCACAACCGAGGUGAAUAGUGUGUAAAGCCAAAUUACGCACAGAACCUUUAAAGCCAGGCUAGUUGGUGCUGUGAUGUCCUCGUCCCCCAGCAGACUCAAACACCCACACUGCAGGAAGAAGCACUAUCCUAGUAGCACCUACCUCACCCACGUCUGACAGCAAACCCACAGAAACACACAAGGCACCUGGACGCCAGGUAGAGGACUUGACAGGACAGCUUGAGAAACAAAGAUAUGUCUGAUUCGGCUGGAAAUGGUGAAAGUGGAGGUGUGGCAGGCGCAGGGCAGGACUCAGAAGCAGACAAUGAGCCCCCUCAACAGGCGCCACCUUUACCUGGAGGCGACAGCUUAGAGGAAAGGGACACUUUGGAGGAAGAAGCCCCAAAGUCUGCGAAGCGGCCCAGGCUGAGCGAGGAGGACCAGGGGCUGGAGCAAGUUGCUAAGCUCGUGGAGAUGCAUGGAGGAACACCAGCACAAAGAGCACCCCUACAAUCUGAAGAGGGUGGUCGAGGGGCGCAGGAGGUGACUGCGAGCGAGGAAGGUGAGGAGGAAUGCCGUCAGAACGGAGACGGAGGUCAUGAUGCCUCUUUAGGGGAAGGAGAGACGAAACCAGAGGAGGAGCACAACGGUAACGGAUCUGCAGACAGCCCCAGUGAAGAACAGCACCUUGGCUUAGAUUUCACCCAGAACCCCCAGAUGCUGACUGGUUCAUGGACUGAAUACUCCAACUUCCCAGAGAAUUACCUCAAAGGCUGCAAAUGGGCCCCCGAUGGUUCCUGUAUCCUGACUAACAGUGCAGAUAACGUGCUUCGUGUGUACAACCUCCCUCCUGAGAUUUACAGCUACAACUGGGAUUCGAUUCCUGAGAUGAGUCCAGCGCUGAGGAUGGCAGAGGGAGACACCAUCUACGACUACUGCUGGUACCCCAAGAUGAACUCUCUGGACCCGGACACAUGCUUUCUGGCCAGCAGUAGCCGUGACAACCCAGUCCACGUGUGGGAUGCAUUUUACGGGGAGGUGCGAGCCAGUUUCCGGCCCUACAAUCACCUGGACGAGCUGACCACAGCCCACUCCCUCUGCUUCUCCCCCGACGGCACGCAGCUCUACUGCGGCUUCGACAAAACUGUCAGGGUCUUUUACACUGAGCGUCCCGGAAGAGACUGUGAGGAGCGACCCACCGUAGUGAAGAAGCAGGGCCAAAGUGGCAUCAUCUCCUGCUUUGGCUUCAGCCCUUGCCAGUCUGUUUACGCCUGUGGCUCUUACUCCCGCUGCGCUGGCCUCUACUCCUGCCAAGACGGCACCCUGCUGGCUCUGCUGCCGACCCUCCACCACGGAGGCCUCACCCAUCUGCUCUUCUCCCCUGACGGCAACUACCUGUACACCGGCGGGCGCAAGGAUCCGGAGAUCCUGUGCUGGGACCUAAGGGAGCCCAGCAAGGUUGUGUUUUCACUCAAGAGGAACGUUGCAACUAACCAGCGCAUCUACUUUGACCUAGACUUGUCAGGCAGGUACCUGCUGAGCGGGGACACAGAGGGAGUGGUGUCAGUAUGGGACACCCAGACUGCUCCUCCAGACGGUAACGAGGAGCUACUGCAACCUCAGCUCAGGUUCCAGGCCCAUUGGGACUGCACCAACGGCAUCAGUAUUCACCCCUUCAUGCCAUUGUUGGCGACGUCCAGCGGGCAGCGCCAGUUCCCGUGGCCCAGCGAUAGCGACGGUGACUCCGCCUCCGACGGCGAAGGAGGUGAAGCCGUGAUGUCGCAGCAGGGGAGCCGACAAGACAACACCAUGAGGCUGUGGUGGGCCGGACCGCUGGGCCCUGCCUCAGAGGGGAACCAGGAGGAGAAUACGGCUGCGGCAGAGGCCUGAAGCCCUGCUGACAAAAUGAAUUAAAUUGAGUUACACCUUCCAUGUGACAUUUAUUUUAGGAAUGUUUGGUGUGGAGAAAUCUGAUUAUGGGUCAGUUAGAUUCAGUUUAACAUCAGCAACAUGAAGUCUUGAGGUGGAGAAGCAUUUCUGGAUCAUUUUUAAACAGCAACGCAUAUGCAGUCCAAAUAAAUUUGAGUUUAAACACCAUAUAUCACCUGUAAGUAUUUACAAAACAGGCCUUCAGGGCUCUGCACAUGACAAGUCAUGUCAAUUUGGUAUAUAACAAUUGUAUCUAUCUAUAUGCCAAAACUGUUGUCAUUGCUAAAAGCAGGGAGUCCCACCUCACUCAGGUUGAGACAAGAAGUAAGUUGCAUAAGGAGUGGAUUGGGGCCCAACCUUUCUCAAUUCUGUUAAUUUGUUUUGGGAGGAAAUUAUUUUUUUUAUGUAAUCCAGUCAAGAUCAAAUAUAAUUAAUCUUUUAAGGAAAUUUUGUUUUAAUUUAAUUUAGCGGAAGAUCUACAAAAUCUAAAGCCUUGACUGCGGUGUGAGGCAAGAUCCAUUGUCCUGACUGCACCUCCGAUCUGAGUCGUAUCUGUUGGAGUGUUUGUUUACGUGUGUGUGUGGCUGUAAUGCUGCCCCGGAGAUCCCUAACUGCUAUAGUUACAGUAAGUGCCAUUUGUUCUUGAGCUUUGCUUUUGUAAACUGAUGGGAUCUCCUGUUUUUACCUUCUUUUUUAAACUAUUGGAAGCACCAAGUCAUUGUGUCGCUCUGUGCAUACCCACAAAAUGUAUAUUUUUGUAAAGCCAUGAUGAUCAUUCUAAUUUUCGAAUGUAUUCUCUAUAAGCAGCUAGUUUAAUUACUGUAACCUCAUAACAAUGUGAAAGUUUAAUUAGUGGAUGCACCUGGGAAACGAGUGAUCUUUCUCUUAUUUUUUCUACAACUGACGGUCAGAUGACAUUUGUAUCUUGUGUGAGUGGUGAUGUGGCUGCACAAAACGCAUUGUAUUUGUAUAAUUGCAUUAAUAAUGUAUUGCAGUGAUUUGCUCAAUGCUUAUGUUGCCAUUAGUGGGGUGUGCUUUGCUGUAGGGUUUCUUUGCAGGUUCAGGAUCUGAUCAGAACACGCUCCAACCAAAGCCUUGUAUCUUUAGACACUGAGGAGUCUGUCAAUUUAAGAAGCCUCUGCUAAUUCAGGUGUCACAAAUUUGUUGCCAAGCAAUAGUAGCUAUGCUUUUGUAGCUAUUAUUACACCGUACUACACAACUUUAUGCUCUACCAGGAAGCAUUAGGAACCAUGUAGGCCUUGAUGAUGUCACACAAGUCUCUAGAUAGUGUCUACAACAGGUGGUUUUGUGGUGGUUUUAUUCAAGCUGGAGUGAAUUAAAAGCAUAUCUCUUCACAAGA